Laetiporus sulphureus 93-53 is the source of this 1123-nucleotide messenger RNA. RefSeq lists its product as uncharacterized. The transcript has 4 exons. NCBI's taxonomy places the organism in Eukaryota, Fungi, Basidiomycota, Agaricomycetes, Polyporales, Laetiporaceae. The record is from RefSeq and is a predicted model, not a curated record. Bases 481 to 825 code for a protein of 114 amino acids.
CUGUCAACAGCACUGCUUUUUCCAAUAACAAAGGCCUCAUCUGAUGGGCGCGCAAUUAUUUGCUUUGGCCCUACGAGAUUCGAGACUCCGAGAACACAUAGCAAGCUGCUUUCGUAGAAUGCAUCGGUUAGACAUUCAAAUUCAAACGUCAAGACCCAAUGACCAAUAUAUGAAAGAAUCUAACUUCCUUGCAUAGCACCAGUUUCUAUACCUUCUGAGAUCCUUCUUCAAGGCAGCAAGGGCAUCUACAAGCGAGAUUUCGGGCCACAGAGCCAAUCAUUGGAAAAUCUGGGAAUAUUUAGGAACCUAUUUCAAUCACACACUGCGUUUACGUCCAUGGUUGAUUCAGUCGACUAGUCAAAAGGUUUCUACAGGAAUUUUGACCCAAAAGACCGUAUAUAUCGUGCAUCAAGUGUCCAUUUUCGAUUUUGUGCCUCGCCAACGCAUCUUCAAACGAUUCGUCCUGAUCUACCAGGGAUUAUGGCGUUGAGGCUUCGAAAUAUGCUUUUAUGGCUGCGGAGAACAGACGGAGUGCUGCAAAUGCAUCGUCGGUGGACUUGUUUUCCUCAUGCCUGUCAUCCAGUCUAUGGGUCUCAUGCUCAAAAGGACGCGCCACACGGACAUCUUCGAUUCGGCGAACGGGUAGCCAACCCCGGUCGUCGUUUAGGUCGAAUGCAAAGUCAGACCACUCUGAACUUCAUACGUGACGAUACAGCUCCUCGAUUCGUAUCAUCCCACGAGUCUUCUUCCACUCCGCUGCGAUGUUCUCCGUUCAUUCCAGAUGAGCACGGUAGUGCAUGGGCUGAGAUAUAUAGUGAUACAUAGAAAAUCAAGAUAUAAUACAAAACGGACAAUGACAGAGGAACCUAUGCGUCGCACGAUAGUCCAUCCCGCAAUCUUCACCGUCGGGCGCGUGUCACCUGUGGCAGCGUCGGACCUCUAGUCUGUGGAUCGCAACUCGUUUCGUAAAUGAUGACUCCGUCCAAGGCAGUGUUGGUGGGGAUAUUACAUGUUGGUGAGGGUCGGGACUGCGCUCGCCUGCUCCGUGGACUGUCUGGAUGGACUAGCUGUCCGUGCUCAUGUGGUCGCAUAUGGGAUCUCCGGGACUGAAGGUGAUGCGCGC